AUGCGUGCUAAAAUACUUUGCCAUGAAAAGAUCAUUAAGAUUCCUUUAGAUAAUGAUGAAGUGCUUAUAGUUCAAGGCCAUAAGGCGGGAAUCCAGCCCAAAAUAGUGUCGUCCAUGAAAGUGAGGAAGUAUUUACGUAAGGAAUAUCACACGUACUUGGCACAAGUAGUGGAUAAGCGAGUGAAAGACAAGGACCCUCUUAAGGUGAAGGUGGUUAGAGAUUUCCUAGAUGUAUUUCCGGACGAACUACGUGGACUUCCCCCUGCGAGACAAGUAGAGUUUACAAUUGAUUUAGUUCCCGGGGCAACCCCCGUAGCUAAAGCACCGUAUAGGCUAGCACCCUCCGAAAUGUCAUACUUGGACAAAUUCGUGAUAGUAUUCAUUGAUGACAUUCUGAUAUACUCUAGAAGUAAGGAUGAACAUGAGAAACAUCUAAGAAUAAUCUUGCAAUUACUUAGAGACGAGAAGCUAUACGCAAAGUUUUCUAAGUGUGAAUUUUGGCUCCGACAAGUCCAAUUUCUUGGACACAUUGUGAACAAAGAAGGAAUCCAUGUAGAUCCGGCCAAGAUAGAAGCGAUUAAGAAGUGGGAGACACCCAAGUCGCCAAUGGAAGUGCGUAGCUUCCUAGGUUUGGCAGGCUAUUAUAGGAGAUUCAUCCAAGGAGAUUCAUCCAAGGAUUCUCUAGGAUUGCAGUAG
Molecule: messenger RNA, 696 nt
Organism: Erigeron canadensis
Lineage: Eukaryota; Viridiplantae; Streptophyta; Magnoliopsida; Asterales; Asteraceae
Exons: 2
Coding region: 1-696 (231 amino acids)
Source: RefSeq, a predicted model, not a curated record